UGUCACUCCAUCACUGGCGAACUCCUCUCUAUAGCCACGAACGCGCAGCUCCUUCUCGUUCAAGCUAUGUUACUGCUGGAGAGAAACCCUUGUUCUCGAUACUAACUACGGAGGACCUAGAACAUAGACAUUGCGACGGCAUUGAGGCCAACGAUGAGCUCUGGCGCUCUUUUCGCCGAGAUCACAGCACAGAAUCCUAUAAUUCGGAUACAUAUUCUUCAAACUCCUCAUUCACACUGCAUGACAAUUAUCACAAAGGAGAAUCUGAAGAAGAAAUGCCCCCAAUCGGUUUCGAGAACGCGUCGAAUCUCCCAUCUUCGGCUUUCAUUUCUCCAAGUUCUUCUCUCCACCAAGUAUUCGAGCAAACCCUAGAAUCCUCUAUGCAAUCAACUCUCAUCGACUACCCUUCUGGAUUUUUCUUUUCCUUGGGCAUAGGCCCUGAAGAUGAUACUAUGUUUAUGCACGAUCCGUUCAAGUUUGAUUACGCACAAGACAAGAUUCCUCUCGGUCAAGACAAUCUACAAAUGGUUAAUGAGGACUCUGCUAUUUCCACCAACUCUACAACUGUCCACAACUCUACAGCACCUGACGACUCUGCUUCUCUUUCAUUGAACCGUGCUACUUCCGCCAAUUUCAAUAUCCACAAUUCUACAGCACCCGACGACUCUGCUUCUUUUUCUUUACCUUCUGAACGCGGAAUGAGCCGCGCGAUUCGAAUACAGUCUUCGUUGGACAUACUGCGCACAGGAAGGAUCAGCCCGGUAGAGUUCCUGACAGAACUGCUUGACGUGACUAAUCCAAGAAGCGCGCAAUUUCGCGGAAAAUUGUAUUCUAAGACGAACAAGAGGGUGGAUGACCUUUUGGAUAAGAUUGUCGAGGACCCCAUGGGAGAAGCACUGAUCGAGGAUUGGUUUCGACGUUAUGGUUUGAGAAAGAGAGAUUCGGUAUCGUCCAUUUCAUGCGGAAAAGAAAACAUAUUGCCCGGCACAGGACUUGGAAACGCUCAGUAUUAUCGUUGUGAUUGAUUCCGAUAAAGAGAGAUGGUCGAUCGGCGGCGUAGACUCUGCCAAAUGUGUGUAGAUUCUUGUAACUAUCCUUCCCACACAAUGCAGAUGCGCCUUGAUUCCGAGAUGGAUAUACCCAGACCAAUUGGACUCGGAGGUUCACCGGAAUCCUGGGUGAUGUUCAUUCGUCGUCUAUUUCAGAUGUCAGUGACAGGCGCAUCCUCUUAUCGCAAUACAGCUAAGUAUAUGGUGAUGCCGAAUAGGAUCU
This is a messenger RNA of Lentinula edodes (shiitake mushroom), 1272 nucleotides long. RefSeq lists its product as uncharacterized. The transcript has 2 exons. NCBI's taxonomy places the organism in Eukaryota, Fungi, Basidiomycota, Agaricomycetes, Agaricales, Omphalotaceae. The record is from RefSeq and is a predicted model, not a curated record. The annotation marks the transcript as partial.